GCAAAAAUAGACAAAAUCAUGGUGUAUUUGUUGCGCAUGCGUAGUAUAUUAUUAGGUUCUCCCAGAGCUUUGAUGUCUGCUCAUCGAAGCCAGUCUUCGCGACGAAGGGUGACUGUUUCCUACGUUUUGAGAGGCGAAGAAGAGUCUCGUAAUCUGUCGGGAAUCAAUGCUCUGAAGCUAAACGCAAGGACGCGCGUUUUGUAUACGGGCGGUCGCGAUUCGAUUAUUCGCACCUGGAAAGUAACGGACCAAAUAAUUGCACAAAACCAGAACCCGUACAUCAAGUCUUUAGAACAUCACACAGAUUGGGUAAACGACAUCGUGUUAUGUCGAAAUGGCAAAACACUGAUUUCAGCUUCUUCAGACACAACAGUCAAAGUGUGGGAUUUGGAAAAAAGUGUUUGUAUGUCAACUCUGCGGACACAUAAAGACUAUGUGAAGGCAUUGGGUUAUGCAUCCGACAAGGAGAUGAUGGUGUCUGCAGGAUUUGAUCGGCAGCUGUUUAUAUGGGAUGUCAACACACUGAUAGCACUGACUUCAAUAAAUAACACAGUAACAACUUCGUCACUUCUUGGUCACAAAGACUCGAUUUACUCUGUGGCUCUUAAUAAGGCGGGUACAAUCGUAGUUUCCGGAUCAACAGAAAAAGCAUUGAGAGUCUGGGACCCUCGAACCUGUGGAAAACAGAUGAAAUUGCGAGGACACACGGACAAUGUGAAAACAAUCUUGAUAAGUCCGGACGGUACAGAGUGUUUGUCUGGUGGAUCGGAUAGCACUGUUAGGCUAUGGUCACUUGGUCAGCAACGUUGUGUUGCAACGUACAAAAUACACGAAGAAGGCGUGUGGACUCUUGCUACAAACGAGGCUUUCACCUGUUUCUACUCUUCAGGAAGAGACAGACGAGUGUUUCGGACUGAUAUGAAGACGGAUACCAGCACAUUUUUGUUUAGAGAAAAGUGUCCGGUGUUACGGCUCGAAUUGGACAGUGGAGAGACGGACGAUUGUCAGUCAAUCUGGGUUGCCUCAACGAACUCAUCAUUAUCACGAUGGCCAAUCAAGAUGUCUCAGUCACAGUUAUCUAGUUUAUCAAGUGACAGCCCACUGACCACACCCACACAGAUUUCACCGUCGUGUACAAUACCUGGUGCUCCGGGUAUUGUUCGGCAUCACAUAUUGAACAACAAACGACACAUUCUUACUAAAGACACGAGUGAGCAUAUUGCUCUAUGGGAUGUCAUACUGGCAAAGAAAGUAAAAGACAUUGGGAAGACUGACUUUGAUCAAGAAGUUGAGAAGAGACUUGAGAAGGUGUAUGUGCCCAACUGGUUCACAGCAGAUUCAAGGACAGGGAUGCUAAACAUUCGUCUAGAUUCAUCAGAAUCAUCGCAGGCAUGGGUAAUAUCAAAAGAUUUAGGGCUGACAGACGACGAAGAGGACGAAACUCGAUUGAAUCUUGGAUGUUUGGUCUUGCAAGCGUUGCUAGAAUAUUGGCCACAGACUCAUCAGUUUGUAGGAAAUGGUCAUGAGAAUCCACUUGUUGCUGGAGGAAAGAGCAAAGACCCAAAUCAGGAGUGUAAGGUUUAUCAAGGUAACGGCUACUUUAGUGUUCCCACACACACUCCUGUGGCAUUUGGAGAAUCUGGUGACUGUGGAUGUGCAUUGAUGAGAUUCAGAGUCAGUGAAGCAGGAAGUCUAUCAGAUGGGCUUUUACUCGAUGAGACAGUUCCGGCUUGGGUAACAGACAUUGUCAUUAGGAAAUCUCUACCAGCAUAUCUUAAACUUUCGUUUGUACUCCAGCCGUGUUCACCUGCAUUGAAAUCCCUGAAAAGAGAUCGUUUAUCAGCCAGUGACUAUUUGAAAGUCCGUAAAGUUUGUGAACAUGUUUACGAAAAAUUGUUUGUCGGUGAAGAGAUGUCAGGCAGCAGCAGUCGUUCCGAGGACAGCAGCAGUAACUCGCGUGCUGACAAAGCAGAAGAUAAAGUAGAAAUUCUUUGUCAAGACGAGUUGCUAGAUCUUGAUAUGGACUUAAGGACUGUUAAGUAUUUUAUAUGGAGGAGUGGUAGCGACAUGGUGUUGAACUACCGUCUCAAACUGGGACAAGGAGAACAAGAAAAACCGACGACAACAGAAAAACGAGGACGACUGAAGACCAAAACGUCGACUUUCUGAGUACUUUUGCUGUUAUCGUGUGAUGAUGGCUUGGAAAAAAUUACAGAGUUGUGUGACAUUGGUAUCAAACUCAAAAGGUUAUUCGCUCUGCUGCCGAGCAGCUGGAGGACUGUAACUUGCUGUAUAGAACUGAGCACAUGCUUUAUGCUGUGGAGAGUUUGUACAUGUACAAGGGCAUUGAUUAUAUUUAUCUCGAAUUUUUCUUUUAAUGCUUUUUGUCUUGUUUUGUUAUUUGAAAACUGGAAGGUAUUCAAGAGCA
Corticium candelabrum is the source of this 2428-nucleotide messenger RNA. RefSeq names its product WD repeat-containing protein 48-like. The record is from RefSeq and is a predicted model, not a curated record. The transcript has 18 exons. Gene Ontology annotation, molecular function: ubiquitin binding. Bases 19 to 2169 code for a protein of 716 amino acids. Gene Ontology annotation, biological process: double-strand break repair via homologous recombination. Lineage: Eukaryota; Metazoa; Porifera; Homoscleromorpha; Homosclerophorida; Plakinidae.